AUGGCAGAAGAGAAAAAGGUUAUGUUCCAUGAAAUGGAACUUGAUGAUCGUAUUUUGAAGGCAAUAUCCCAACUAGGAUGGCCACAACCCACUCUUAUCCAGGAAACAGCCAUACCCUUACUCCUGGAGGGUAAAGAUGUGCUCAUGAGGGCCAGGACAGGGUCAGGCAAGACUGCAGCAUUCACAAUACCUGUAAUACAAAAGAUAUUGAACUUGAAGAACACAAGCACGCACCAGUCUAUAAAGGCAUUGAUAUUAUCGCCAAGUAAAGAGUUGUGCGGACAGAUUGCAUCAGUGAUUGGUGAUUUAACAUUAAAAUGUGCAAGAGAAGUGCGGUGUAUAGACAUAUCAUCUAGCGGUGACACACAGACACAAAAGUCAAUGCUUGCUGACAAACCUGACAUUGUAGUGGCUACUCCGUCAAGAGCACUUGCACAUUUAAAAGCAAAUAAUAUGAGAUUAAAAGAUGACUUGGCAAUGUUAGUGGUUGAUGAGGCUGACUUAAUAUUCUCGUUUGGAUAUGAAGAUGAAAUUAAGGAGUUGUUGGGUCACUUACCGAAAAUAUAUCAAGCUGUACUAGCCUCAGCAACACUAUCAGGAGAUGUUUUAAGUCUCAAGAAGAUCGUACUUCGUAACCCUGUGACCCUCAAACUGGAGGAGCCAGAAUUAGCACCUUCAUCACAACUGCAGCACUACCAUUUGUUUGCAGAGGAGGAUGAUAAGGCGGCCAUAUUGUAUGCACUUUUGAAAUUAAACCUCAUCAGGGGGAAGAGCAUAAUAUUUGUACGGACUGUGGAUAGGUGUUAUAAGUUAAAACUGUACUUGGAACAAUUCAAGAUCGGUUCAUGCGUGCUAAACUCUGAGCUGCCGGCAGCAGUGCGGUGUCUGUCAGUGGAUCAGUUCAACAGGGGACGGUACCAGAUCAUCAUAGCCUCUGAUGAGAAGGCGUUGGAGAAGCCUGAUGGGGGCAUACUGCCACUUGAAGAGAGAGGAAAGAAGAAGAAGCCACAACAAUCAAAGCGGAAGAAAGACAAGGAGUCGGGCGUGUCGCGUGGUAUCGAUUUCCAACAUGUUGCCAAUGUGAUCAACUUCGACUUCCCGUUGGACGUCAACUCGUACGUGCACAGGGCGGGGCGCACGGCCAGGGGGAACAACCAGGGAUCAGUACUAUCUUUCGUGUCAAUACGCGAGAAGCCGCUCAUGGAUGCAGUGGAGGCACAUCUUACAAAUGGAUUCAAAACAGAACAAGUGUUACAGAAGUACGAGUUCGCGCUGGAGGAGGUGGAGGGCUUCCGGUACCGGUCGCGGGACGCGUGGCGCGCCGUCACACGCAUCGCCGUGCGCGAGGCUCGUCUCAAGGAGAUCAAGCAGGAGCUGCUCAACUGCAAGAAGCUGCAGGGCUACUUUGAAGAAAACCCAGCAGAUCUAGCAGCACUGAGACGCGACAAGGCCCUGCACACUGUGAAGGUCCAGCAACAUUUAUCCCACAUUCCCGAGUAUCUCCUGCCAGCUGCUUUGAGGAGCGAGGAGCCUGUGGAAGACGAAGAAACGGUGGUGGAAAAGCCCGUGGUGAAGAAAAGGAAACAGCCUGGCAACUUUGGUAGUGCUAAACGACAUAAAUAUAAGGCUCGUCAAAGCGACCCCCUGAAGAGCUUCGAAGUGAAGAAGAAAACCGCGACAGGCGCCACGUAGCACCGCACUUUCGCGUGGUGCGUGCGAGUUACUGUCAUGGUUAGUCACUCGGCUAUGGUUAUUAAAAUAUAUUGUUUUUACAAUAAUAUCUUUAUUUUAUGUCCUUUGUAGUUAGCGGUGUAGGAUGCAUGGGUGUAUUAUGCUUAUUGUGUGUGAAUUUUAUGCUUUUGUGCAAUUAAAUGACACGAGCAAGUCACUGGCUUUGUGUUAACCACAUUUAUGUAUUUUUCGGCCUCUGCAAUGGGUAACUUGGUUUUGAAACGAGAAGUCGUGAAUUCGAUUUCUCCACUGAAGCAUGUUUGUGUGAUGCACGAAUACCUAUUUCUUUUGGGUUUUCGUGUCGAGGGAUCAAGAUUUUCAUUUAUACUUAGAAUGGCCAAAGACUGGUAAUGGAAGAAUAUAUGUAUAUGAUUAGUGUAUAUUUUAUUAUGCUUUUUGCUUCUGGGUAUAGGUAAGUAUAACUUAAGUUGUAUUAUCAUUAGUCUGCAUGAUACUUGGUAGGUAUGGCAUAUGAGCAUCGCUUGAUCAAUCGAUAAAGAAAGACUAAUCAAUAAUAAAGUCAACUUUACUGCCACAAAUGGUAAAGGGCGUCUGAUAGCGGAUAGGAAAUAGACUGAGAAAGAUUAGCCCUCGCCUUUCGACAACGGCAAUGGCGUGCCUAGGAGACCAAGGGCUCAAGUUUAAAAUGAGCCCCCCCCCCCCUCUCAGCGUGUGUAAAUACUACCAAUCACGGUCUUACCUGAUGCGAGAAAUUAUUCGUAUUCAGACGGUAACCUAAAGUCAGGUCAAGGUCCAGGGACCCAAAGGCCUCGGGGGCCUCAGUGAACAUUGCCUAGCUCUACGGUAGCUACGUCCCUGAAUGGUUGUUUAAGACGGGUAUGUGCAGGCUAUUUUGGAAACGCGACGCACGUGGGCUACUAUGGCGAGUUUUGAUGCUAGUGUACCAGUGGUCACUAUCCAGGCGGGUACAAAUAUACUGCUAACAGCAAUUGAUUCGAAAGAAACUCGUGGUAUGGGAAUGUAGGUCGUAACUGUGAAAGUACAUGAAUUAAAUUAGCAUGUAGCAGAGGUACGGCGGUAGAUGGUCGCCAAAUGUUAACGCUUUAUGCACUAUAAAUUAACGAGGCAUUUUGUAGAAUAACUGCGAAUGCACGAAGACAUGUAUUUGCUUGUUUGUAUUUUCUAUUAAAUAAGUUUCAUUUAAAAAA
This is a messenger RNA of Manduca sexta (tobacco hornworm), 2900 nucleotides long. RefSeq names its product probable ATP-dependent RNA helicase DDX56 (gene Hlc). Lineage: Eukaryota; Metazoa; Arthropoda; Insecta; Lepidoptera; Sphingidae. Gene Ontology annotation, molecular function: nucleic acid binding; RNA helicase activity; ATP binding. Gene Ontology annotation, cellular component: nucleolus. The transcript has 11 exons. The record is from RefSeq and is a predicted model, not a curated record. Bases 1 to 1692 code for a protein of 563 amino acids.